This is a messenger RNA of Symphalangus syndactylus (siamang), 3321 nucleotides long. It is a transcript of the gene XNDC1N, whose product is annotated as XRCC1 N-terminal domain containing 1, N-terminal like. The record is from RefSeq and is a predicted model, not a curated record. NCBI's taxonomy places the organism in Eukaryota, Metazoa, Chordata, Mammalia, Primates, Hylobatidae. Gene Ontology annotation, molecular function: damaged DNA binding. Gene Ontology annotation, biological process: single strand break repair; base-excision repair. Gene Ontology annotation, cellular component: nucleus.
UUAAAACACACGCAAAUGUAUUUUCCGGGCUGCAACACCUGCCGUCUUGCCUCGGUAGGAAUCAUUUUCAAAAACAGCAGCUUCUUGAAGCCCCAGAACGCAUUCCUGUGCUACGGAAGACGGAAGAGUGGCUCUCGGGGUCAGAAGGCGAAGGUCAGAAGGCCGAAUUGGCGGGAGAAUAAGUUGGUGUUCCGAGAUCUGAGGCAACGGUGGCUCCUCGAGGUCCACGGUCCUGGAGAUGGGAUUUCGUCAUGUUGCCUAGGCUGAUCUUGAACUCCUGGGCUCAAGAUAUCCACCCUCCUCGGCCUCCCAAUGUGCUGGGAUUACAGGCGUGAGCCACCAUGCCUGGCCCGAGUGUUCAUUGAUGAUGAGAGAUGGGCUUUUUGCAUCAAAUCACAAAAAUAUACUGAUCCCAAGUAUCCUGUAGAGAACUUGCUAAACCCAGAUAGUCCAAGGAGACCUUGGCUCAGCUGCCCUCAGGACAAGAGUGGGCAAUUGAAAGUAGAACUACAGCUGGAGAGGGCAGUGCCCAUUGGCUACAUUGAUGUGGGUAACUGUGGCUGUGCAUUCCUGCAAAUUGAUGUGGGCCGUUCUUCCUGGCCCCUGGACAGACCUUUCAUAACCCUGCUCCCUGCUACCAUGCUAAUGUCUCUAACUGAUUCAAAGCAGGGGAAGAACCGCUCUGGGGUCCGCAUGUUUAAAGAUGUUGAUUUCCUGCCUCCAGCCUCAGGAGAGUUAUGGGAUCGACUUCGCCUGACCUGCUCCCAACCCUUCACGCGUCAUCAGUCCUUUGGUCUGGCCUUUCUACGGGUGCGUUCUUCUCUGGACUCCUUAGAUGACUCUGUGGUGGGUCCCUCAGCCCUUGUGAGCUCUGUACUGAACAAGGGUUCUUCUGAUGCUGAGGAGUCUGGUCCUAGCCCCUGGCUAGCUAAUCCUUCCAUCCGGAGGACAUUCUUCCCACAUCCCCAUACUGACACCAAGGAAAUUUCAGACCUCAGGAAUAUCCUAACACAGCUGCAGCCAGGGACUCUGGGGCGUUCAGCCCACAUGGUGCUUUCUGCUGCCUGCAGGGUGCCUCCAGUCAGUGUGGCAAGCCCAAAGAACAACCAUGCAGAACCAGGUUCCAGUCAUCCAGACAGGGCAGAGCCCAGAGCAGAGGAGCAAAACUUGGAGAAUGAUGUGGGCAGGAUGAAAAGAAGAAAAGUGCAGCACCAAAGGACUUUAUCCAACUCUAAUUCUUGGCCAAACAGGAGGGAGAUAGCAAGAGCACGGCAAAAAAAACAGCACCGACCCCAGGCCCAAAGCAGUGGUGGCCAGGAUAGUGGACAGUGCCCGAUUUGUGCAGGUUCCUUCUGGAUUGAGAUUCUUCCCCAGCAUGCUGCCACUUGUGGAGAGACCUCCCCACCUCACCCAGCUUCUCCCUCAUCCUCAUCAUCUUCGUCCCAGUCUGUACUGUGGGUGUCCUCCCCAGAAAGUUCACCCCCUGUCUCCUGGGUUCAGUGCCCUAUCUGCCAGUUGCAGUUCUCAGCAAGAGAAGUAGAAGAGCAUGCCAGCAUAUGUGGGGACUUCCCUCAGGCAUGAGCCAUGAGGUCGUGUGGUUUUGCCCCACCCUCUGUGACUGAGACUGGGACUGAAUCGCUUGACAGCUGAGAAGAGCUGCUGAGGCCAAAGCUCCCUCUCUCCUCCCCUCCACUCAUUCCCUCAGGACUCUGCCUGAGGGCACCUCUGUGCCUAGCCUGAUCCCCAUUCCCAGUUGUCAAGGCUUCUGUGACCAUGGCACCCGAUUCUCCUAAGGCCAGCUCUGUUCUUUUCCUCCUUGGAAGUCUCCUUGUAACUUUUGGGCCUUGGGACACCAUCCAGAAUGUCUUUCCCUCUGUGAGUGGUGCACAUUCUCAUGCCCAUUUUCCUGAAAGGAAAACCGAGUCCCAGUGAAGAGCAAACGCUGCCUGACAGAUAAAAUCCUGUGGUGUGCUGGGAAUGUGCGUGUGGGUUUUGAGCACGAGGCUGACAUCCAGCAACCCAUAACCUGAGCUCUCAGUCUUCUUUGUGGGCUUCUGUCCUGGGCAUAAUCAGAUAAUGGUGAUGUGUGUGACACUAAGCAAGUUAUUUAUUUUAGCAUCCAGAAUUAACUGAGAGAAAAAAAUCUCCCAUCCUCCCGCUCACAGAGCUAUGAUAGGGACCAGAUGGGUUAAUGACUAAGGAGUAGUUCUAGGCUUGGCUAUGGAACCUUGGGCAGAUCCCAUUCCUUAUCUACACAAGGAGGUGAUUGGACCAGAGGGUGUCAAAGAUUCCCUCAAGCUGUGAUAUUCCAAAUUCUGUUCCCAGCUUCUUUGAGCAAAUAUGUCUUCUCUCCCCUUUCCCAGAAGAUUUCACUGUGUGGCACUAACACUGGUUCCCUUGGUCCCCAGGGUACAGAGCAGAGCGGGAGCAGCUGGUCCUGCAAAGAGAGGGCCCAGGGCGGGGUUUUGAAUAGAUAGAAAAGAGGGUGAUAGGCACAGUCAGGGAGAAGACUGAGCAGGAGUUCAGUCCUUUGGUUCCUGCCAGCACAGGUGCCAGCAUAGGUGGGCGCAGCCAUGGACCCCAUCACGGUUAGAAGCCUGCUCCCCUACCUUCUCCCAUUCUGCUCCCAUUUCUACCCAUGAAUAAAACAAAAGAUUGGCCCAAAGGCACUGCAGGGGCAUCCUAUCUGCCAAGCAGGUGGCGGACAUCACUAUGUAGGUGGGAGAAGAGCCCCUGGAACCCUGAGCUUGGGCCCAGAAGAGAAGAGCAGUGAGGAUGGGGCCGAGCCUGGUAGAAGACAGGGACGAGGCAGUGCCAAGGGGGAGAAAUGCCCCCCAAAGCAGGGGAGGGCAAAGCGGGAGGAUUGGUGAAGAAAGAGUAUGUUGGGAUCCUGCUGGGGCCCUGGUCAGAGCUGAGGGGCUUGGCAAAAGCCCACACAAAACCCUCCUGUGUGGACAUGUCUCCGGGCCUGCCCAUGGGAGAGGCUCUGGGACUUUAAGAGGGAAGAGCAGCUGGGAGAUGAAGUCAACAAGAGGGGAGCUGGGUCCGAACAGAUCCUGUGCACCUGUAUGUGGGGUUAGGCUGCCAGGGCAGCCCACCCCUGCUUUAACCUACCAUUGCUCAAGGUACCCAUAGGUAGCCCUUCUGUUGGGGGGCUCCUGGGAGGGUGGAAGUCAAGCUGAGGAAGGGGCCCCUGGUCAGACCCACCUGAGGAAGGGGCCCCCAGUCUCUCCCCAGUGGGGGAAGAAUAGAAAGCCCCCACUGUACAGUGUCAAUUUUCCUAACCUGAGAGUCUACACAAUAAAAUGGUGAAUAAGACAA